This is a messenger RNA of Neurospora tetrasperma FGSC 2508, 2271 nucleotides long. RefSeq lists its product as uncharacterized. Lineage: Eukaryota; Fungi; Ascomycota; Sordariomycetes; Sordariales; Sordariaceae. The transcript is spliced from 5 exons. The record is from RefSeq and is a predicted model, not a curated record. Gene Ontology annotation, molecular function: ATP binding; ATP hydrolysis activity. The annotation marks the transcript as partial.
CAGGAGAUGAAGCAACAGCAGGAGAAAAGGCAACACCCAACGAAAGGGUUUGUGGACAUUGUGGAAUACCAUAAGCCGGGCCUUGGGGGCAGAGAGGUCACCAUUCACCCAACAUCACGGUUCAUACCUCAAAACAGCCUGUCAAAGAGAAAGAAGAGGGACUACAAGUACGAAGACCACGCCGUUGUCCUGCGUCGUACGUGGAUGGAACACCAUGGGGUGUCACUUCUGGUCCGCAUUGAGCUCGAGAUUCACUCAAAGCCUCUCUGUUCCGCAUUUCGACGGAUUGCUGCUAGGCGCUAUGCGAGUACGGAUCUCACGUCACAUCCCAUCAAGCUGCCAGGUCCUUUUAUAGAGCUUUUCUUCUACCGUACCGAAAUACGGGCACUUGCCGAGACCACAAGCGACCCAGAUCUUCGACGGGCUGCCAGAGCACUGGACGAGUUCGUGCAUCGGCCUGAUGGGGUCGUGGAAAGUAUCAUCCAAGAUCAUGAGAGGUACUCAAAGGAAGGCCAUGUUCUCAACGACAUACUAUGGACAAUCUAUCCACCAAACAGCUUGGCUGUCCUUGACAACGGUGUAUUCAAGGAGUGUUGGCUUAUUCGCGACGUCGUCACCGAAACGAAUGAAAUGGGAAUGACCUUCUGGGUGGUAGUUGGUUUGAGGCUCGAUUAUGACGGCAGUUCCCCAGGCCUUGCACGCCAGUCUUUUCGCACUCCAGUAAUCGGGAUUCGGCCGCAGAAGAUCUCGAACCUAUCUCUCAUCCCCAUUCAGAAUUACGCCGACUGGCAAAAGCUGCGAGGCACCUUGCUGACAAGAUCAAAGCAGCUUACGGAGGCACUGGGCGUUGACUUUUCAUCUUUCAGGUGUCAGAGUUACAGUGGCCCUUCCUGGGAUCGAAAGUCUGCACAUCCUUCUGGGAAACAUCAUGAUCAAGAGAAUCUUAUGUUGAGCGCUACGCAAGUCGAUGAACGCUUUAUAAUGGACUUUAAGGCAAUUUCCUCGUACCGAAAUAUUACCUUGGAGGACCUUAAAAGCACCUCUAUCUCUACCGAAAGCUCGAGGUUCAAGAAGCAAAUUUCGAACCCAAUGCCAAGGGGCUUUGCGCGAGAUUGGGGGAUUGAACCAAAAGACAUCAAACCUUCCCGAAAGGAUGAUGACAGUUCUUCGGAUUCGGACAGUUCCUUGGAUUCCUCAGAUUUGGAAUUUCUUGACACUGCUCUAAAACAGGAACAUGCGGUGGAUCUGGCGGCAUUCCCAGCUCAAGCAAGGUCAAGUUUUGAGGUAGAGACAGCGGGCGACGAACAACCAAAGCGUGAAAAGGCAAAUUUUGGGACAAUCAACGGCGUGGUCGAGGCCGCUGCAAAGAAGUUCAAAGUCGAAAAGUCUGAUGUUGAGCUGCUUUUCCCGGCCUUGGUUCCAGUUUUUGGUCUUAAAAGCAAAAGCUGGCGCUGGGCUCUCGCUGACAAAUUGCAAGACGUGAAGUGGAACAUGACAGCCUUCCGGUCUCUCCAACUCGACCAGCUUACGAAGAACUUGAUACAAGGUCUGGUGAAAGGACACAAGGACAAGAAAGUUGUCUUCGACGACAUCAUUGAGGGAAAAGGCCAAGGAUUGAUCUUCCUUCUUCAUGGUAAACCUGGACUAGGCAAAACAUUGACAGCGGGGGGUGAACUGGGGACCGAAGUCUCUGCAGUCGAAAAGAAACUGCAGGAAAUUUUCGAAAGAGUAAAAAGAUGGGGCGCUGUAACACUGCUCGAUGAGGCAGAUGUUCUCUUAUGCAAGAGGAGCUCGGCUGAAAUGCAACGAAAUGCUGUUGUUGCCGUCUUCCUGAGAAUGCUAGAGUACUUUCAAGGCGUGCUAUUCCUCACAACCAACAGGAAGCAAGACUUUGACGAUGCCUUCAAGUCCCGUAUCCACGUCACCAUAUCGUAUCCCAAGCUGAGUUCCGAGGCAAAGUCUCAAAUUUGGGAGAGCCUGAUCAGCACAAAUAAGUCUGUGGAGACCGACGCGUCAUGGACCAAGGCUGUUUACACUGCUCUUGGAAAAUUGAACCUGAAUGGUCGGACGAUCAAGAAUAUUCUGAGGACUGCGGUUGCCUACGCAAACUCCGAAGGGAAGCCCCUGGGAGCUCGACACGUGCUAGCUAUGUUGCGGACGGAACUGCAGGGAAAUGGGGAUGAAGGUUCCGACGACGAGGAUAACAAACUGAAAGACGGGGUGCAUGAUUCGUUGAGUGAACUGCACACUAUUUUAGAUAUUCCUUUCUGA